AUUCUUCGCAUCUUCCCACCAUUAGACGCUGACUGCGCAUGAGGACAGAAGUACAAGAUGAACUCGCUGGUGAAAUGGACGCUUCUUGUCUUGGUCCUGGUCUCGGUUUUGGUCAACAUGAUUUUGAUUGGCAUGAUCUCCAGCAGGGUGCCCGCGUGUUCCACUCAGCGUGUUCAUCCUCUCAAAGGCAAACAUGAUGAGCGCAGCCGCGUGUUUGCUGAUUUGACUCGUGAGGAGUACCUGCAGGUCCAGCAGUACAUGGUCCAGCAGAAGGACUUGGACAUCAGGACCAGGCAGCUCACCAAGCCGUCUGAUAACUUCCUGUUCUUAAUCGAGCUCUCUAUGCCCAGGAAAGCCGAUGUGUUGGCCUACUUGGACGGGUUGGGUCCUGAGCCGGUGCGUGAAGCCACUGUAGUGGUUUUCCACGGAUCCAAGGGCCAUAUUAAGGAGUAUGUGGUGGGGCCUCUGCCUAAGCCCACGUACCACAAGGACGUUACCAAGAUGAAGUACAAGACUGAGCUCCCCAUCACCGCGCGUACUGUAACCGUUGGGGAAUACCACUUUCUGACAAAGUUUUUGAAAGAUCAGCUCUCAAAGAUGGGGGACAUCAUUAAGGAGAGCUUCGGCAACAAAACACUCAACCCCUUCGAGCAAAUGCCCCGCGGAAUCCAAUCCGGAGACAGAAAAACAUGGGUGUCUUUGUUCAGGAACUUCAGCGGUAUGUACAUCCACCCGGUAGGUUUGGAGAUGCUCAUCAACCACGAGAGCUUAAAUGCCUCCUACUGGACGGUAGAGAAGCUUCUGUACAACGGCCAGUACUUUGACACCGUGGAAGAACUCAAGCAGAAAUACGCGGCAGGUUCUGUGAAAAGAAUCGUUUACAAGGAGGCUGCCGAGUAUGACUCUCUGAUACCCAAGAACAAACCUCUGCAGCUCAGCCCCAUGCAGUUUUACGCAGAAGGGAAACGUUUCAGCGUCAGCGGCAACCACGUCCUCUACCUGGACUGGAGCUUUGCUUUCGGACUGAGUACCCUCACUGGUAUGAGGGUCUUUGACGUGCGCUUUAAGGGAGAGAGAAUUGUGUACGAGCUGAGCGUGCAAGAAGCCAUGUCCGUGUACGGGUCAGUGACACCUGGGAUGAUCCUCACCAAGUUUUUGGACUCCAGUAUCGGAAUCGGGCGCUUUGCACAUGAACUGGUCCGUGGCAUAGAUUGCCCUCACCAAGCCACUUAUGUGACCAUGUACCGCUACAUCGAUGUCCCCAAACCCGUGAGGUUUAAGAAUUCCAUCUGCAUCUUUGAGCACAACUUUGGUCAGCCGCUACGCAGGCACUUCUCCGACUUUUUCAGUAACGGUUAUGGCGGCAUGGUCAACAGCGCCCUGGUGUUGAGGACCAUCACGGCAAUCGGGAACUACGACUACAUGUGGGAUUUCAUCUUCUACCAAAGUGGAUCAGUAGAAGCAAAGGUGCACGCCACAGGAUACAUCUCGUCUUCCUAUUUGGUAGAUGGAAGUCUGAAACACGGCCACCAGGUGGCGGAAAAGGUACUGGGGAACAUCCACACCCACUUCAUCAACUUCAAGGUGGAUCUGGACGUGUUGGGAGUGAAAAACGUGUUCCAGACCAAAGACAUGGAGUUUGUAAACGUGACGGUACCAUGGCUGCCAGGGCGCUACGCCAUGGUUCCUCAACUGGUGGAGAAGCAAUUGAAAUCAGAACAGGAGGCAGCUCUGCGUCAUGACGCCAAAACUCCUCGCUACCUCCACAUAGCCAGCAACAAAACCAACGCCUGGGGCCAUCAGCGUUCCUACAGACUCCAAGUACUCAGCUUCACUGGAGACCACCUCCCUGAGAGCCAAACAGAAGAAAGAGCCAUGUCCUGGGCCAGGUAUAAGGUCGCCAUCACUAAGCACAAGGAUUUGGAGCAGACCAGCAGCAGUUUGUAUAAUCAGAACAACAUGUGGAAGGCAGCGGUUGACUUCAGCUCGUACAUCCAAGACAACGAGAGCAUUGAGAAUGAGGAUCUGGUUGCUUGGGUCACCACCGGAUUCCUCCACAUUCCUCAUGCCGAGGACAUCCCCAAUACCGUGACUGUAGGGAACGGGGGCGGGGUUCUGCUGCGCCCCCAUAACUACUUUGACCAGGAUCCUUCCAUUCACUCUGCGGACGGGGUGUACAUCAAGCCGGGUGCUGAGGAAAGCUGUGAGAACAACAGGAUGGCUUGCGUGGCCCAAGAGUCCUGCAGUCCUCUCCUGGAACCUUUCACCUACAACGGCUUUGAGGGAGUCAUUAAGUUCCACGACUAGACUUCAUUCCUCCAAUCCUCAUACCUCUCUCUCUUUCUCUCUCUCUCUCUCUCUCUUUCUCUCGCCUCCUCUCUCUCGCUUUCCUUCACUCUGUGACAAGAUUUGUAUUACAUAAUAAAAGCUGUAUGGUGGGGACACAGCCUGGGGUUAUGAUAAAAUAAUAAAUAAAUGAAUCCUACAAUCAGUGAGAAUGAAGUGGAGCAUCAAUGUAUUGCCAUGUGCAUAUGUGUCGGGCAGGAAGACGGUUCACUCUGUGCAUUGCCUUCAGCACCUUGGAUCCAUAGAACAAGGGCAUGAACGGGGUGAGCCCUUUUGUCAGUCAUACAGUCACUUUG
Molecule: messenger RNA, 2642 nt
Organism: Doryrhamphus excisus (bluestripe pipefish)
Lineage: Eukaryota; Metazoa; Chordata; Actinopteri; Syngnathiformes; Syngnathidae
Gene: aoc2
Product: amine oxidase copper containing 2
Biological process (GO): amine metabolic process
Cellular component (GO): plasma membrane
Molecular function (GO): primary methylamine oxidase activity; copper ion binding; quinone binding
Source: RefSeq, a predicted model, not a curated record